GCCAUGAACCAUUUGGUUGGACCGCCUGAGGGGGAGGUAAGUGAAGAGCCAGCAACUGGAGCAGUGAACGAGUCAGUGGAGGCUGACUUGGAGCACCCAGAGGUGGAAGAGGAACAACGGUAUGCAACUCGCUACCCAAGGCAUACAAACAGCAGCCAAGGAGGGGGCCUGUCUGGGCAGGAGGAGGAAGGGAUGCUAGCUCGGUCAGCCAGCACUGAGAGUGGUUUCCACAAUCACACGGAUACUGCAGAAGGGGAUGUGAUAGCCACAGUGGAGGACAGUUACGACACAGAGAGGGUUCAGGAGAAUGAGGAUGAGAGUGCAUAUGCGGUGCAGUACAGGCCUGAGUCUGAGGAGUACACGGAGAAUGCUGAGGCUGAGCAUGGCGAGGCCAUUCGUAAUCGAACAUUGCCCAAUCAUUUACAUUUCCAUUCCAUCGAACACGAGGAAGCCAUGAAUGCAGCCUACUCGGGUUAUGUCUACACACAUCGGCUGUUCCACCGAGGAGAGGAUGAACAGUAUGCUGAGCCUUACGCCGACUACGGACUGCAGGAGCAUGUGUAUGAGGAGAUAGGAGAUACACCAGACCUCGAUGUUAGGGAGGGGAUCCAACAGUAUGAGCGGGAAAGGGAGGAAGCUGACAAUUACCGCAAGGAGGCACUUGGUGCCCGCCUUCACCAUUAUGAUGAACGGUCUGAUGGAGAGUCGGACAGCCCUGAGAAGGAGGCAGAGUUUGCGCCCUACCCGAGAAUGGAUAGUUAUGAACAAGAGGAGGACAUUGAUCAGAUUGUAGCAGAGGUGAAGCAAAGCAUGAGCUCCCAGAGCUUAGACAAGGCGGCUGAAGACAUGCCAGAGGCAGAGCAGAGUUUGGAGCACGGACAUGCUCUUGCUGGCAGUGGGCAUGAAAGUAAUGGCCAGCUCCCAGCUGGUUCUCGUGUUACAUCCAGCUCGGGAGAAUCUGUACAGAGGUACAGCAAGGAAAAGAGAGAUGCAAUUUCACUGGCCAUCAAGGAUAUUAAAGAGGCCAUUGAGGAAGUGAAGACAAGGACCAUCCGUUCUCCUUACACCCCUGAUGAACCUAAGGAGCCUAUCUGGGUGAUGAGGCAGGACAUCAGUCCAACCAGGGAGUCUGACGACCAGAGGCCACUAGAUGGAGAUUCUCCAUCUCCGGAUUCCUCUUCACCUCGGGGUGCUGAAUCGUCAAGUAGGCAACAUCACCAGGAUGUCUGCAGUACAGCAGAGGCCUCCACUAAUAAAGAGUCCAGAAAAAGCUUGGCUUCAUUUCCAACCUAUGUUGAAGUUCCUGGACCUUGCGAUCCUGAAGACUUAAUUGAUGGAAUCAUUUUUGCUGCCAAUUACCUGGGCUCAACUCAACUCCUUUCUGAUAAAACUCCCUCCAAGAAUGUGAGAAUGAUGCAGGCGCAGGAAGCUGUCAGCAGGAUCUUACAUAUGUAGUAGAUUUUUCAUCAGAUGGCCCAGAAAUUAGCCAAAAGCAGGAAGAAGGCUCCAGAAGGUGAAUCGCAACCCAUGACUGAAGUGGACCUCUUCAUUUCUACACAGAGAAUAAAAGUACUGAAUGCAGACACACAGGAAACCAUGAUGGAUCAUCCCCUGAGGACCAUUUCUUACAUUGCAGAUAUAGGAAACAUAGUUGUUUUGAUGGCUCGUAGGCGAAUGCCACGGUCUAACUCCCAGGAUAAUGUGGAAGCAUCUCACCCUUCCCAAGACGGAAAGAGGCAGUACAAAAUGAUUUGCCACGUCUUUGAGUCGGAGGAUGCACAGCUGAUUGCACAGUCCAUAGGUCAAGCAUUUAGCGUGGCCUACCAGGAAUUUCUGAGGGCGAACGGAAUCAACCCAGAAGACCUUAGCCAGAAGGAAUAUAGUGACUUGCUUAAUACCCAGGACAUGUACAAUGAUGACCUGAUUCACUUCUCCAAAUCUGAAAACUGCAAAGAUGUUUACAUUGAAAAACAAAAGGGAGAAAUCCUAGGCGUAGUGAUUGUGGAGUCUGGAUGGGGAUCUAUUUUGCCUACAGUUAUCAUAGCCAACAUGAUGCACGGCGGACCAGCAGAGAAGUCUGGAAAGCUGAACAUAGGGGAUCAGAUCAUGUCGAUCAAUGGGACCAGUUUGGUUGGUUUACCACUCUCGACGUGUCAGAGCAUUAUAAAGGGUUUGAAAAACCAGGCCCGAGUUAAACUGAACAUAGUGAGGUGUCCUCCGGUAACCACAGUCUUGAUCAGGAGACCGGACCUCAGAUAUCAGUUGGGCUUCAGUGUGCAGAAUGGGAUUAUCUGUAGCCUUAUGAGAGGAGGCAUAGCAGAGCGAGGAGGUGUGCGUGUCGGCCAUCGGAUCAUUGAAAUCAAUGGACAGAGUGUUGUAGCAACACCCCAUGAGAAGAUUGUUCACAUUCUUUCAAAUGCUGUUGGUGAGAUUCAUAUGAAGACUAUGCCAGCUGCCAUGUACAGACUGUUGACUGCGCAAGAGCAACCAGUUUACAUCUAA
Molecule: messenger RNA, 2502 nt
Organism: Charadrius vociferus (killdeer)
Lineage: Eukaryota; Metazoa; Chordata; Aves; Charadriiformes; Charadriidae
Gene: APBA1
Product: amyloid beta (A4) precursor protein-binding, family A, member 1
Exons: 12
Biological process (GO): chemical synaptic transmission
Cellular component (GO): plasma membrane; dendritic spine; cytoplasm
Molecular function (GO): protein binding; amyloid-beta binding
Source: RefSeq, a predicted model, not a curated record